AUGCCCGAGCCCCCUUGGUUCCCGGAGGGGGGGCGGGUGACGGUGGAGGUGGAGGCGGGGGUGGCCGCGACGCUCGAGUGCAGGGCGCGAGGCGACGCUCCGCUCACCGUUGUCUGGAGCUACCGCGGCAAUGCCAUCGCGCCUUCCGAUAAGUACAAUGUGCAGUCUGUUCGUGAGGAGCUUGAGGAAGUUUCUCUUUUGACUGUCAACGCUGCGUCUUCAGACGACAGCGGCUUGUACCAAUGCCGAGCAUCAAAUGUGCACGGCGUGAACACCUACACCGUCACACUCAGUGUGCAGGAUGUACCAUCUCCUCCAACUGAAGUGAGUUUAACGGAAAUUGGGUCUCGGCACGUUAGUCUCAACUGGUCAACCACGGCGUCCAUUGCAGGCACUCUUACCAAUUACAUCCUGAUCUACACUUCUGACUCCAACGUGGCCGGGGAGGUGCGAGUGGCGAUGCCUCCUGCGCGCGUGGACGGGCUGGUGCCGGCGACGGGCUACUUGCUGCGGGUGGCGGCCGAGAACAGAGUUGGCCGCAGCGAGUUUUCCGCCGGCGUCAGAGUUGUUACCCUCGAAGAGCCGCCGGCGGGGCCUCCACUUAAUCUUAAAAAAAUUACUUAG
Messenger RNA from Hyalella azteca, 624 nucleotides. Its product is annotated as Down syndrome cell adhesion molecule-like protein Dscam2. NCBI's taxonomy places the organism in Eukaryota, Metazoa, Arthropoda, Malacostraca, Amphipoda, Hyalellidae. The transcript is spliced from 6 exons. Gene Ontology annotation, cellular component: plasma membrane; axon. Gene Ontology annotation, molecular function: cell-cell adhesion mediator activity. The record is from RefSeq and is a predicted model, not a curated record. Bases 1 to 624 code for a protein of 207 amino acids. Gene Ontology annotation, biological process: dendrite self-avoidance; axon guidance; homophilic cell-cell adhesion.